AUGAUUGCAAAGGAUAAGAACAGCCAAACGGAAACAACGAAAAUCGCAAUUUUUCUAUGGUUGGUUGGAACAAAGGGUGCCAACAUUUACAACACAUUGUUCCCAAAUGAUGGAUCGCAAGACGCAUUGCUUGGUACGGUUAAAACAACUGUGAUUGUAACAGCGGCAACGUCGACGACAGCGGCAGUAACAAGGCAAGAUGUCACGCAGCGAACAUUGGAUGAUGUUUUGAAGGCAUUUGAUGCACAUUGCCUGCCACAGAAGAAUGUGACAAUGGAAUCAUACAAAUUCAAUAAUAUGAUUCAAAAGGAGCGGCAACCGUUUAAUGAAUUUUUGACGGAAAUUCGUGCUCAAAUCGAUCGAUGUGACUACGAUUGCGAUUGUGGACUGUCGUACAAAAAUCGCAUGUUACGUGAUCGCAUAAUUACUGGGGUUUACGAUAAAAAACUUCAGUUAAAGCUGCUCGACGGGCGUGAAGAAGCAGUUGACCGGGUGAUCGAUACUUGUAAAACAUUCGAAGCCGCAAAUGUCAACAAGGGUAUUCUGCAAUCGAAACAAUCAGUUGCAGCAAUUGCAUUGUCGGAAAACAUGGACACCGAUCAAGUGAACGCAAUUAACGUUGACAAGAAGCGUAGCUGUUUCAACUGUGGUGGCGAAUGGAAUCGUGAACAUAAGAGCAAAUGUCCGGCCAGGAAUUACACGUGCCCAUGCGGAAAAAAAGGACAUUUUCGUCAAAUGUGUCGAAAGAAUGGAAAGAAACAAACAUCAGAAGCGGGUGCAUCGCAGUCGAAACCGAAGGAAAAGUCACGAAUUGACAAUGUGCGAUGGAAUGAUGAAUCUUCAGAAGGUAAUUCAGCGAUAAAGCUUCGAAAAUUGGAAGAAAUUCUUAGUCGUAAAAAUUAUGUUUUUAGAUUAAAUUCAUUUGGAUCGAAGAGAAAACGAUGGACUAAGGCAUACCGAAUAGGGAAUAAACUAGUUAAAUUCAAAGUCGAUACAGGAGCGGAUGUCAAUUGUAUUCCUUUGAGAAUCAUCAAGAAAAUGAAAAUCAAAAUCAAACAUGAACAGAAUGACUUUCCUGUAUUCGAUUAUAGUAACAAUAAAAUUAAAAUCUAUGGUAUAGCUGAAAUUAAAAUGUGGGAUUUUAAAUUAAAUAUUGAACGAAUUACUGAAUUCAUUGUUGUUGACGACACAUUUGAACCGAUACUUGGACUUGAAACAUGCAUUGAAUUUGGAUUGAUUGAGGCGGUGAAUAUUGAUUCGAUCAAGUGUUCAAACGCAGAAGAAAGUUUUGUAAGCGAAAAUAAUGAUGUUUUCACCGGACUUGGAAAAAUUCCCGGAAAAGUAACAAUACAUUUAAGGGAUGAUGCAACACCGGUUGUGCACUACAGAAAACGUUUUCCGGACGUUAUAGUUAAAAAGUUAAAACCAAAACUUGAUGAAAUGGUUGAAUGUGGAAUCAUUUCACCGGUGUUUCACCCAACGGAUUGGGUAAAUAACUUGCAAGUUAUUGAAAAAUCAAACGGUGAUUUACGCAUUUGUUUGGAUCCCAAACCACUCAAUAAGUGCCUAAAGCGAGAGCAUUAUUUAAUUCCAACUCUUGAUGAUUUGAUAACCGAUUUGAUUAACAAAAAAAUAUUCACGGUAUUAGAUUGCUCAAAUGGGUUUUGGCAAUUGGAAGUUGAUGAGAAAAGUUCGGAAUUGACAACAUUUAUGACACCUUUUGGUCGAUACAAAUUUAAUAGACUUGCACAGGGCUUAAAUAUUUCACCGGAAAUUUUCCAAAGGCGCAUGGUACAGAUAUUUGGUGACAUACCUGGUGUAUUUGUGUACUUUGACGAUAUUGGAAUAGUGGCGUCUGAUGAAGAGGAACAUGAUAAAAUACUAGCAAUUGUUCUUGGGCGUGCACGCUUGAACAACGUCAAGUUUAACUCGGCUAAAAUUCAAUAUCGCAAAUCGGAAGUAAAAUUCAUGGGUCAUAUUCUUUCGGAUGGUAAAAUUAGACCAUCAAAGAAGCAUAUUGAGGCAAUAUUAAAAAUGAAAAGUCCAACCGAUAAACACGGUGUAUCGCGUUUAAUGGGUUUAUUCAAGUGGUUGGCAAAAUUUAUCCCAAAUCUUUCCAAAUUUACAGCGGAAUUGCGUUUAUUAUCGGGAAAAAACAUUCCAUUUGAAUGGAAUGAGAAACAUGAAGCUGAAUUUGAUCAUUUAAAGAAGAUUAUCACAUCGGAUCCAGUUCUAAAGCCAUUCGACCCAGAAAAACCUAUCGUCAUUCAAACGGACGCAUCAAAAGAUGGAUUGGGUUCGGGUUUGGUUCAAGAAGAACAUCCAGUUGCUUUUGCAUCCAGAACUCUUAGUAAAUCUGAACAGAGAUGGGCACAAAUUGAAAAAGAGCUUUUGGCCGUGGUAUUUGCUUGUGAACGUUUCAAAAAUCUCAUUCAUGGACAUAGGUUCAUUGUGGAAAGUGAUCACAAACCACUUGAAACAUUGGAUUUGCGUGAUAUUGAUAGUGUUACGCCAAGAUUACAGCGCAU
This is a messenger RNA of Sitodiplosis mosellana (orange wheat blossom midge), 2528 nucleotides long. RefSeq lists its product as uncharacterized. NCBI's taxonomy places the organism in Eukaryota, Metazoa, Arthropoda, Insecta, Diptera, Cecidomyiidae. The annotation marks the transcript as partial. The record is from RefSeq and is a predicted model, not a curated record. The transcript has a single exon.